GUUUAUCCUAUCCUCAUUGAUUUGAUUGGAGUGGACAAAAUAAUAGGAACACCUGCCAACAUAGUGCAGCACAAAUUGCAGCCUCCAAAACUAUCAUAUAGUUGAAAUAACACCUCUUUAACAUAGUUUCAACAAAAACGGAACAUUAUAACUUCGAUGUAGGAAAGAUUUGUUGCAUGACUACUGUUGUAUUGUGAACGCUGUAUUAGUUUUAGCUGGAUCAGAGAUGCUCUCUAACAACAACUUUCUGAGCUGUCUCUGGCAGCUGAUUCUGAUCCCGGGUUAUUCCCGAAAGGUCUCGCGAUGGGAGGUGCAGUAGGUUUGCAGUCGACUGCGGUGCUGCGAAAACAAAGUCAGAGUGGGAGCUCUUUCUUCACACACUCUCCUUUCAUCCGUCGUUGACGUUUCCUCUUCCAACCGGUCAGUGUGCUGUUGGUAGCUGGUAGGGAGCUAGCUACGAAGCUAACCCGCCGAGCUGCCUCCUCCGCCUCUGAAGGCAGCUGUACGGAACCCGUGAAUGAACCCUGCACCUCAAUGCAUCUCCAGUGGCCGCGAUGGCAGCGACAGAAACGGAGGAUGCUGAAGCUGUUUGGUGCACUGGUUAUCCUCGGACUGGCCCUGGCGUGCAUCACCUCCUGGGUGUUGGACAGCUAUGACACGGCUUGGCACCCGAAGCGGAGUGUUCGGCACCCGAAUGCCGGUGAUGGAGAUGUGUCUAAGGGGAGUUCACCACCAUUUCCCGGCGGCGAGUUGAACAAUAUAUUUUGGUUUUUACAGGUGUCUGACAUUCACAUAAGCCGAUUUCAUGACCCAAGACGCAUUCCUGAUUUUGAAAAGUUCUGCACAGACACCAUUGAAGUGAUCAAGCCAGCUCUAGUGCUUGCAACAGGGGACCUGACAGAUGCUAAAACAGAGAGUAAGGUGGGUUCCCUCCAGCAUGAGGUGGAGUGGCAGGCCUACCACAACAUACUGAAGAGGUCCCGCGUGAUGGAGCGCACUCGGUGGAUAGACAUCCGUGGGAAUCAUGAUGCCUUCAACAUAAUGUCAUUGGACAGUGUCAACAAUUAUUACCGGAAAUACUCGGCUAAUCAGAAAGUAGGCUCCUUCCACUAUGUUCACAAAACUCCCUUUGGCAAUUACUCCUUUGUCUGCGCGGAUGCCACGCUGACUCCAGGCCCCAAGAGACCGUACAAUUUCUUUGGUAUUCUCAACCAGACUCAAAUGGACUUGCUGGACACGUUCAGAGUUGAGAGUCUGAAAAGCAACCAGUCCAUCUGGUUUGGCCACUACACAACCUCAACUGUUGUCUCCCCUUCUCCUGGGGUUCGAGACAUGAUGAGAUCUGCAGUUGCCUAUCUCUGUGGCCACCUGCACACAUUGGGCGGCUUGAUGCCUGUCCUCCACAGCAGACACCCCCAAGGCACCCUGGAGCUGGAGCUUGGUGACUGGAUGGAUAACCGCAGGUACAGGGUUCUGGCCUUUGAUCAUGACCUGCUGAGCUUCUCUGACCUGAGGUUUGAGCAGUGGCCUGCAGUGCUCAUCACCAACCCCAAGGACGCACAGUACCUGCAUCCAGGAGUGGAGCCGCUGGGUCGGAUACGGAGAUCGACACACAUCAGGAUCUUGGCCUUCUCAGAGGCUCAAAUCACAGCAGUGCAUGUGAGCGUCGAUGGGGAACCUCUGGGGAAAGGCCACUCUGCUGGAGGUCCUCUGUACGUUCUGCUAUGGGAUCCAUCUCUCUACCUCACUGGACUGCACACUAUCAGAGUUAAAGUGGAGGACUCAGCAGGCCGGUCGACAGUGCGGGAGCAGCACUUCACUCUGGAGGAUGACCUGACUCCCAGCUUUGGUUUUGUGCAGUCCUUCAUCCUCCUCACAGACCACUACAUCCUGGGUCGAGUGGCCUUCAUAUUCAUGAUGCUGCUGAAUGUUGGUGUGCUGCUGGCCUUUAGGUUCCUGCGUGUUCCCUCUGGCAGAGGAUUGACAUCUCAAGCGUGUAUGUCGCUCCAUCUCGUCAGUAAAAUGGACACUUUCUACUACUCUCUGCUACUGUUCAACCUGUGUACAGCCUUAGGUCCGUGGUUUAUAGGAGAAUUGAUAGAUGGCCAUAGCGGUGCCUGCUUUGCCUUUGGGGUUUUCAUAGAUGGUCACUUCCUGGAGGGCAGUCUCACUUAUGUUGUUGGAGUUGUUCAACUGCUGUUCUUCAACAUGCCCCUCACUUCUUACCUCUGCUGGAGCCUCCACCACCGUUGCCGCGGCAACACCUUCCGAUCCCACUUCCUGCGGCCGGGCUGCCGCUGGCGAACUCUGGCGGUUCACCUCUUCAUGCUGCUGCUGCUCACCUGGCAGGCCCAUUCCUGCUACUUUCUCCUGGAGACCUACGGCCCCAUGGCCUUUUUCCUGUCUCCUGUCCGCACGUGGGCAUUAGGGCUCAGUCUGCUAUUGGUGUACCGCGCCUGGACAGGCCCUGCCCCUCAUAUUCGUGACAACAGCAAGAGCGUCUCCUCCUCUUGACAGUAAUUGCACUGUACCACCACGAUUUCCCUUGAGCCUGACUCACAGAUAUAUUUUGCUGUCUCUAUCCACCCUGAAAGCCUCAAUUUUCCCCGCACAGAAGCUCCCUCCUUUGUUUCGCUCCUUCCACAGCCACUUCACAGUACAUCACACACUAUCCUGUUUCUAGAUAGUAUUGUUUACUUAAUAUGCAUGUUAUUGUAAAGCACCGGUGAGCACAUUUCUGGCCAUAUUCAUAGCAAUGUGUACAGUGUUAAAAAAACAAAAACACCUUGGAUACAUUAAGGAUUAAAUAGCCUGUCGGAGCUAUUACAGGACUAGUCCAGUGUAUGCUGCAGUUGACAGUAUACUGUACAAGAGCUGUAUUCUGCUGUGGUUUAAGCUGACUCAUUUAUUUGAGCUUUAGCACUUUUCUGGAAGUGUUGCCUUGGCCGAAUGCUACUUCACCACUGCCAAAGGAUGAAUAAGAAAGAUUUCAUCUUUUAUUCUUCCCUCUGAAAACCAUUUUCAUUCACUAAUGAAGGCUGGAUGUGCCAAACCGAUCCUUGAGUUUACCUUCCGACAGACAAAUCAUGUGGAUAAUAAAGGUGUACGCCUCAUUUUAUACACCGCAAGCUUUUCCUAACUUCCCAUGGCUGACAGAGUGGUAGUUACUUUGGUGGAGAUGACAUACUGUAAGUAAUGCAACCUAGACAAAGAUAUUUUUAAGUUCUACACACAAUCACAGGAAAUCAAAGGAAGGAAAUUAUAAACCAAUCAAGUGCUGUAGUUGAGCUGUGUACAAGUAGAUAAUGAUUGAAAGUGUUUUUAAAUCAAAUUAAUUCCAUUGCACACAACUGCCACUAAAAACUUCUAAAUAUUCGCAUUGGAAUAUUCAUAUCAAAAAACUUCAAUGCCACUUUUCACCAAAACGCAGAGAAGCCGGCCUGACUCUUCAUGCUCCUUCAAACGUGACUACAGAAAGCAGCUGUUUGUUUCUCAGGAAUGUGAGCACUUGAACAAUAGGCUGGUCCCAGUAGUAUUUCAGGACAAUGUUUUUAUACUCCAUAGUAGCUCAGUGAACUCAAAAACCAUGUUUAAAAAUUCCAGUUGUGUGGUGGCUAAAAAAAAAACAAAAAAAAAACAAAAUGAAUGUGUUAUAGAUGUGAUGAAAUGAGAUGAAUCGGUACUAAGCUGUUUUUAUUUAUUCAUUCUGAUUGUAUUGUGUGAUUUCUUAAUUUUUCCCUUGUUAUAAAACUGCACUGGAAAGGAAAUUCUUUAACCCCCCCCCCCCCCAUGGUGAGUGUGGUUAGGAAGAUAUAAGGGCAUUCCCUGCAUUGGGAGCUAACCUGACAGCCUUUCACUCGCGUGAAAACGUGUUUGUCUAUAUUGUUCAGAAUGUGAAUCCCUUUUUUUGUGAAUGUGUGUGAAAGCAGUAAAGUGUGUCUGUUGCACUCUAAAUUUAAUCCUUUCCAGCCAGUAGUAGCAGGUGCCUGGAUUCCACGAGAACAAACUGAUCUAAAAAAGAACAUAUAUAGGGUGAAGACCACAUUUAUCAAGUCUUUUAAUAGAAGCAAUGUUCCAGCAGCGUUGGAUCCACGUGUUUUUUUUUCUUUUUUUUUCAAACCAUACCAGUGUGAGUGCAGAAUAAUUGCUCAGUGCUGUUAUAAGGCAUGCAGUUUAAUAUUAGAACACCUGCCAGACACUGGGAAAAUGAAAUUAUGUGCACUCAGGCUGACAAUGGUUUAAUAACGUCUUUCCUCUCUGUGUAGACAAGUCUUUAUCAUUUGCACUACCAAGUGUAUAAUUCCAGCAGAAAGACUGGUGUUUUCAUUUUAUGGACUUCUGUUUGUGGAGAGGUCUUCCUUCACAGUGCUCAGCACCUCUCACAAGCUUUGUUGUUUGUCCACAAGGAGGCAGUAUUGAAUGGAUUUAGAGGAUAAUGGUUGAUGACUGGGUUGGGUGACCGCCUCCCAAGUUAUGCAUGGUACUAAUUUUUUUUUUUUUUUUUUUUUAAAUCACCUAAAGUUCCAUAGUUUAUCCACACUCGCUGAUUAUGGUUUAUAAAUGUGGUUGUGAUUAUUCUGUACUGUACAUCAAACUGACCGUUCACAAGAAAACAUCGUCCCCACCACCGUUGCGUCUCCGAGAAGGAAUAUACUGUAAGUGAUGUACUGGUGUUCACUUGACUUAUUCUGCAUCCCCUCCUCUGUUCACAUACUUAAGUAUAUGAAUUAGGAUGAUGAUUUUACACCUGCCACAUAUUUUUCUUGUGACAACUGAUCUUAGAGCCAACCACAAUUUUAUUUUAUUAAUGGUUUAUAGUGCUGUGGAAUAAAAAUGUUCAUUACAGUAAAUCAUA
Molecule: messenger RNA, 4855 nt
Organism: Seriola aureovittata
Lineage: Eukaryota; Metazoa; Chordata; Actinopteri; Carangiformes; Carangidae
Gene: tmem62
Product: transmembrane protein 62
Exons: 14
Coding region: 535-2514 (659 amino acids)
Molecular function (GO): hydrolase activity
Source: RefSeq, a predicted model, not a curated record